Rosa chinensis is the source of this 1452-nucleotide messenger RNA. Its product is annotated as protein ALP1-like. The transcript has 4 exons. The coding region runs from base 93 to 1433 and encodes 446 amino acids. The record is from RefSeq and is a predicted model, not a curated record. Lineage: Eukaryota; Viridiplantae; Streptophyta; Magnoliopsida; Rosales; Rosaceae.
AUCACCUAUAAACAAAUGCAAUAGGUGUGGGUCAAUCUCCACUAGCGACACCUAAUAAGCAAUAGGCUAUGUUCUAUUAUUAAUUUUAAGUUAUGGAGUUUGAUUUUAUUUUGUUUGAAUUGCAGCUUGUUUUGAAUGAUUUUAAACUGGUGCUUUCUCUAUUAGCAAUGUCUGAAAUGGACAUGUAUGGAGCUGAUGAAGAGGAAGAGCAGUUUUACGAGGCUGUUAAGAUAUUAUUAAUGGCAAUACAAGCAGUGAUUUAUGUGUUAUACGAACUUGUGUUCAGCAUACGUGGUGAACAUAUUAGACGUCCGCUGACUCGUCGACCAGUGACAUCAAGUGGAUACAUAUAUAUGCACAACAUAUUGGACAGAGACCCUCAAAUCUUUAGAGAUGUGUAUAGAAUGUAUCCUGACGUGUUUCGAAAAUUAUGUAGCAUCCUAAAAGCGAAAACACCUUUACGGGAUACAAGACACAUUUGUGUUGAAGAAAUGCUUGCAACCUUUUUACUAGUUGUCGGCCAAAAUAAUCGAUACAGUGAAGCUCGGCUGAUAUUUGAGCGAUCUCAUUUUGCUGUUAGCAGAAGUUUCAACAAAGUCUUGAAGGCCUUGAAUACAAUAGCACCACAGUUUAUGGCUAAACCUGAAUCCAUACCACCUAACAUAAGAGAAAGUACAAGGUUCUAUCCUUACUUUAAGGAUUGUGUCGGAGCUAUAGAUGGCACGCAUAUUCCUGCAACGGUAGUUGGACGUGAGGUAAGCAGAUAUCGAAAUCGCCAUGGGAAGAUAUCACAAAAUGUAUUAGCAGCUUGUAACUUUGAUUUACAGUUCAUAUAUGUGAUUAGUGGAUGGGAGGGUUCCGCUCAUGAUUCAAAAGUGUUGAAUGAUGCGAUUUCUAGACGAAAUGGACUCAAAGUGCCACCAGGUAAAUAUUACUUAGGGGACUGCGGAUUCCCAAAUCGACGUCGGUUCCUAGCUCCAUUUCGAGGUACUCGAUAUCACCUCAAAGAUUUUGGUGGUGAAGGAAAUCAUCCUGUCAAUGCAAUUGAGUUAUUCAAUCUUCGCCAUGCUUCCUUGAGGAACGUAAUUGAGAGAAUAUUUGGAAUAUUUAAGUCGCGUUUCACAAUCUUCAAAUCAGCACCACCAUUUUUAUAUAAGACACAAGCAGAACUAGUUUUGGCUUGUGCAGGACUGCACAAUUUUCUUCGACAGGAAUGUCGUUCAGAUGAAUUUCCUCCUGAACCAGAAGAAGAUCCGAUAGACAAUCACGAAGAUAAUUUUGAAUGGGAUGAUUUUCAAACCCAAGAUCAGCAAAGAGAGAAUGCUAAUGAAUGGAGAAUGAGUAUUGCUACUCAUAUGUGGACAGAUGCCCAACCAAAUGCCAACAAUGAAAACAAUGACAAUCAAGAAAGUGAAAAUGAGGGAGAAGAAUAAAUCAUAUCAUUAUUUCAAA